Messenger RNA from Acanthamoeba castellanii str. Neff, 690 nucleotides. RefSeq lists its product as uncharacterized. Bases 1 to 690 code for a protein of 229 amino acids. The record is from RefSeq and is a predicted model, not a curated record. NCBI's taxonomy places the organism in Eukaryota, Discosea, Longamoebia, Acanthamoebidae. The transcript has a single exon.
AUGAACACCUCGUUCGUCUUCCUGACCAUCGCGGCCGUCUUCCUCGCCCUGGCCUCGGGCUUGGCCAGCGCACAAAACUCGGACAUCCCGAUCCCGUACGAUCCCGUCAACCCGCCGGCGCCGGUCAAGUUCAACCGCGACCGGUUCCAGAUUUGGAACGUCAACACGUCGGCCUUCUGCUUCUUCGACUGCCCCGACGUGCCCCUGUACCCCGCGGCGUGCCCGCUCACCUGCCGCCAGUCCAACCGGACGAGCGUGCAGCAGUUCAUCGUGUCGUCGGCCUACAACAAGAUCGUCCAGAAGGGCUGCUGGAUGGAGGCCCCCGUGAGCGAGGUGGGCUUCCUUGGCGGCCUCGUCGGCGGCUCGCGCUGGUGCUGGCCCAAGAACGCCACGGGCGCCGGUGGCGUGGGCCAGGACGGCGACGUGCACUGCAAGGGCGCCGUGGGCAACGUGCCGCUGCUGCCCUACGACUGGAUCCGGUUCCACAAGAUCGCCGGCGUGCAGGCCAACUUCUUUUACCCGUACGACACCAUCCGCAUCUCGUCGACCAAGAGCGGGAGCUACUGCUCGGCGCACCCGACCGAGUCGCGGUUCGACUGCGAGAACAAGCCCAACGCGUGGCAGGGCGAUCGCUUCCAGCUCAUCUUCGUCGCCUCCAACCUUAACGAGGGCUGCCCCGGCUUCGACUAA